Closterium sp. NIES-67 is the source of this 4611-nucleotide messenger RNA. The record is from the annotation of a GenBank genome assembly. NCBI's taxonomy places the organism in Eukaryota, Viridiplantae, Streptophyta, Zygnematophyceae, Desmidiales, Closteriaceae.
CUCCAAAACCUGCCAUGUGCCGCAUUCCCCUCCCUGCCCUCACCACGUUUAGAGGCGCCUCAAAACCUGCCAUGUGCCGCAUUCCCCUCGCUGCCCUCACCACAGGCGCCUCAAAACCUGCCAUGUGCCGCAUUCCCCUCGCUGCCCUCACCACGUUUAGAGGCGCCUCAAAACCUGCCAUGUGCCGCAUUCCCCUCCCUGCCCUCACCACGUUUAGAGGCGCCUCAAAACCUGCCAUGUGCCGCAUUCCCCUCGCUGCCCUCACCACGUUUAGAGGCGCCUCAAAACCUGCCAUGUGCCGCAUUCCCCUCCCUGCCCUCACCACGUUUAGAGGCGCCUCAAAACCUGCCAUGUGCCGCAUUCCCCUCGCUGCCCUCACCACAGGCGCCUCAAAACCUGCCAUGUGCCGCAUUCCCCUCGCUGCCCUCACCACGUUUAGAGGCGCCUCAAAACCUGCCAUGUGCCGCAUUCCCCUCCCUGCCCUCACCACGUUUAGAGGCGCCUCAAAACCUGCCAUGUGCCGCAUUCCCCUCGCUGCCCUCACCACAGGCGCCUCAAAACCUGCCAUGUGCCGCAUUCCCCUCGCUGCCCUCACCACGUUUAGAGGCGCCUCAAAACCUGCCAUGUGCCGCAUUCCCCUCACUGCCCUCACCACGUUUAGAGGCGCCUCAAAACCUGCCAUGUGCCGCAUUCCCCUCACUGCCCUCACCACGUUUAGAGGCGCCUCAAAACCUGCCAUGUGCCGCAUUCCCCUCGCUGCCCUCACCACGUUUAGAGGCGCCUCAAAACCUGCCAUGUGCCGCAUUCCCCUCACUGCCCUCACCACGUUUAGAGGCGCCUCAAAACCUGCCAUGUGCCGCAUUCCCCUCGCUGCCCUCACCACGUUUAGAGGCGCCUCAAAACCUGCCAUGUGCCGCAUUCCCCUCGCUGCCCUCACCACGUUUAGAGGCGCCUCAAAACCUGCCAUGUGCCGCAUUCCCCUCACUGCCCUCACCACGUUUAGAGGCGCCUCAAAACCUGCCAUGUGCCGCAUUCCCCUCACUGCCCUCACCACGUUUAGAGGCGCCUCAAAACCUGCCAUGUGCCGCAUUCCCCUCGCUGCCCUCACCACGUUUAGAGGCGCCUCAAAACCUGCCAUUCACCUGAGUCGCAACCAGCUCACAUGGCUCCCAGGAGAACUGGGACGACUUCCCAAGCUCAUCCACCUCCUCAUGGACAACAACCGGCUGAACCAGACCUUUCCAGCAGGGCUCAGUGGCUCCAGGAGCCUCGAGAUCAUCCAUCUGAGCAACAACACCAUUCAGGGCCGCCUACCACCGACUCUCGACCUCCCGCAACUGCAAGACCUGUCCAUGAACAACUGCUCCAUGCCGCCUCAGCCACUCCCCUCCCUUGCGGGCCUCCCAGCCCUCUGCUACCUCGAUUUGAGCCGCAACAACUUCCGCGGCUCAGUGCCGCUUUCUCUCUUCAGCAGCCACCCAGAGCUCGUGACCCUCAAUCUCGCCAGGAACCAUCUCAGCAGCUACCUCCCUCCCGUGGUGGCCUCAGCCAACCUCACCCGGCUCCACUCCAUUAUCCUCUCCGACAACAACCUGACGGGCCGUGUGCCUCUCUUGGACACCCUCCCUGCCAUCGCCACCAUCUCCCUCUUCGACAACCACUUCACAUGGGCGUCUGCUGCCCUGCUCAGCAAUGAGAACGUCACCCUGCAGCUCUACGGCAAUGAUCUCUGUGUGCCGUACCGCCCCGAGGUCACUGCUGCCUGCUCCCCUCCGCGUGACAUCAUGCAGUACCAGCCGCCCCCCAUCUGCGACCACCUCUCCUGCCCCUCCCUGUACUCGCCCAGCCCUCCUCUCCUCGCCCUGUCCAACGUCUGCACCUGUGUGUCGCCGCUGGAGGUUGAGCUCAAGCUCACCGCACCACAGUAUGCAGUGUUCAAUGACGAGCUGGCGGACCUGCUUAUAAAGAGGAUAGCGGAGAGUCUGGGCAAGAACGGGAUCGGCAUCUCGACUGGGCAGAUCGCCAUAGUGUCAGCGGACGGCUCCAUCCUCUCCCCUUCCAGCAUCACCACCACCAUCCGUUUCUUCCCCCCUCCCUCCUCUUCCUCUCUCUCCUCCUCCUUCGCUUCCUCCUCCCCCCCCGCUGCCUUCCCCCCGUCUUCUUCCUCCUCCUCCUCUUACUCCCCCCCCCCUCUUCCCUUACUCCUCCCCCACUUCCUCCUCCUCCUCGUCCUCCCCCCCCUCCUCUCCGCCUCCACCCUCUUCCCCUUCCUCUUCCUACGGCACUUACUCCUUCACCCCUGGUGCCACCAUCAGCACCACUGCCAGCACCACCGCAAGGGUCAGCAGCGACACCAGCACCACUGCCAGCAGCAGUGGCAGCAGCAGCAGCAGCAGCAGCGCUACCACCAGCAGCAGUGGCAGCGGCAGCAGUGCAUGGCAGCCAGCGGAUCAGCCACAGGAGAUAAGAGAGGCGUUUGUGUGGCACAAGUGGUGGCACUUGCGCUAAUUGUGCUGCUGCUGGUGUGGUUGCUCCUGCAGAGGAACAAGAUGAAAGACCUGUGGACCCCGGAGGACUACAAGGCGAUCGAGGGCCUGCAGAGGCUGGGAGUGCAUCGGUGCAAGCUCAAGGAGAUAGAGGACGCCACCCAGGGGUUCAAGACGCUGCUGGGGGAGGGCGGAUACGGACAGGUGUACAGGGGAGUGCUGGCUUCGGGGGACGUGGUGGCAGUGAAACGAGCCAAGGGGCAUGUGAAGCUGUGCGGCACGGAGUUCCGCAACGAGAUCACGCUGCUCUCAGCGGUGCGCCACCGCAACCUGGUGCAGCUGAAAGGCUUCUGUGUGGAGGAGGGCGAGCAGCUGCUGGUGUACGAGUUCAUUGAGAAGGGCACCCUGGAAGACAUGCUGCGACCCGACUCAAAGCACCCGCUGACGUGGCGUCAGCGGGUUAACAUCGCCUGUGGGGCAGCCAAUGGCUUCGCCUACCUGCACCACCAGAUCAAGCCACCCAUCAUCCACCGCGAUGUGAAGACGGCCAACAUCCUGAUCACAGCAGACCUGGAAGCCAAGGUGGCUGACUUCGGCAUCUCCAAGGCCGUGCCUGAAGAGGCAGAGGGGAAGCUGGAGACACAAGUCAAGGGCACAGUGGGCUAUCUCGAUCCUCAGUACUUCCUGUGCGAUCUCUUAACCGAGAAGAGUGAUGUCUUCAGCUUCGGCAUCGUCCUCCUAGAGCUGGCCACGGGCCUUCGCCCCGUAACGGGCGGCGAGCACAUCAGGAGAAUCGUGGUUGAUAGGAUUACCAACCAUGGCGGCGUGUUCAGUGUCAUGGACCCAAGACUUAAAACCAUUGAGGCGUUGCAGGAGACGUUUGAGUGGUUUCUGCGGCUUGGGAUGCGGUGCAGUCUCAAGCAGGCGCAGAACCGACCCGACAUGCAGCAAGUGCUAAAGGAACUCGAAGCCAUCAGCGCCGGCUGGACCACCGCUCCUCUGAUUUGCGCAGCGGCAGCGGCGGCGGUGCUGGUGGUGUCGCGGGCGAGUGACAAGUUUUGGGCGGAGAUUGCUGCCACGGCGUCCAAGGGAGGCCCGAGCGGGUAUGCGGAGCGAGGGGAUGGAGAGGAGGAGGAUGAGGAGGAUGAACAUUCGGAUGGGGCAGGGGAUGGAGAGAACAACACAGGAAGCAGCAGUGGGAGUGUGUGGAGGGGGACGACUGCGGGCACUCCCCCGAGUGCUGGUGAUGGGGUGACUGUGACUUUCAGCGGCACUGCCGUGCGGUCUGAAGUGAUUCCCAGGUGAAAGAGGGGGGAGGAGGAGAGGCAGGGGUGGGGGACAACACGGGCAGCAGCAGUGGGACUCCAACAAGUGCUGGCGAUGGCGAUGGGGUGACUGUGACCUUCAGUGGGACUGGCGUGCAGUCUGAAGUGAUCCCCAGGUGAAAGAGGAGGGAGGUCGGAGGGGCAGGGAUUGGGGGACAACACAAGCAGCAGCAGAGGCAGUCUGUGGCGGCGGGGGAUGAUGGGGGGUACUCACACGCGCCAGUGAUGGGGUGACUGUGACUUUCAGCGGCACUGCCGUGCCGUCUGAAGUGAUUCCCAGGUGAAACGGGGGAAGGGUAGGAGGGGCAGGGCACUGCCGUGCAGUCUGAGGUGAUUCCCAGGUGAAAGAGCGGGGAGGAAGGGGGGAUAGGGGCUGGGAAAGAGACAGGGAAUGGGUGGGCAUGGGAUGGUGUCGGCACGAGCACCAGAAGUGAGCGUGUGUGGAGGGGGACAACAGGGGGAACUCCCACGAGCGCUGGCGAUGGGGUGACUGUGAAUUUCUGUGGGACUGGCGUGCAGUCUGAAGUGAUUCCCAUAUGGGGGGAGGAGAUGGGGAGCGGACGGGGGGAGGUGGAAGCUCGAGGGGAAGUUCAGUGCUCUUUGAUGCGGUCCCAUUCUCGGGUUAUUUCUAGAUGAACGGGGAAUGGAGGGGAGGGCAGACAGGAAGGGAAGGAAAAUGAAGGGGAGGUGAGGGGGCGGAGAGAUGGGGGAAUGUGGAGAGGGAGGGAGCUCGGCUUAGAAAUUGUUGGGCUGAGAAAAAGCCCUUAGGAUCUUUUCAGACACUAAGUCCCAGCUGUGAA